Ceratitis capitata (Mediterranean fruit fly) is the source of this 3375-nucleotide messenger RNA. RefSeq names its product tetratricopeptide repeat protein 14 homolog. Gene Ontology annotation, molecular function: protein binding. The transcript is spliced from 10 exons. The coding region runs from base 435 to 3221 and encodes 928 amino acids. The record is from RefSeq and is a predicted model, not a curated record. NCBI's taxonomy places the organism in Eukaryota, Metazoa, Arthropoda, Insecta, Diptera, Tephritidae.
AUUUGUGUUGUUCUUUUACAUCUCUUUCGCUUGCCCCAACUGCCAAACAAAUUAAUGUCAACGAGUACUUUUUUCCAUUCACAAUAAUUUAUUAUUGUGACGCUUCUUUUGCGCAAAUGUCAUUUUUCAUCUACAAGUGCACUAAAUGGGAGAAAAUCCUUGUUCUAGUUAUUUAUGGUAAGAAAAUCAUAUUUUAUUUUCCUGAGCUUUUUGAAGUCCACAUCGUAAUUUCUCGGCUUCGUUAACGUACAUAUGUACAUAUACGAGAAUAUAUAGAUACUAAUUUUGCGUGCGCUCAACAAAUGUUACCCUUAACGCGUCGUUUACAUAGUGCCAAUUGUGAAAAUAUAUUUGUGGUAUUUGUCUUUUUUCAAAUGAGUUUGGUUUAAAGUGAUAUAAAAUUAAGAAAAUAAGGAACUAAUUGUGUGAGUACAAUGAAUACAAACUAUAUAACCCGUGCACUGUGCUUUCAUGGUCAACCCAUGCAAAAGAUAUGGGAUGAUGAACGAGGAGCCGGUAACGUUCAGCAAUGCGGUGUGGCCGCCCAACCAGACUACUCCAUCUAUCAAGAACGUCAAAAAUACUUUACGUUUCAAGAUCGUGCUAAGCGACUAAAAAUGCAUCAAUUUUUUGCACGCAAGGCACUUGAUUUGUACGAUUCGGACCUUCAAAGUAGCAAAGUGGAUCCAAAUAAUAUCCUUGAAAACGAACCAUACAUAGCCUCACUACCACCCUAUGAGCUAUUUGUAAAUAAAAAUAAAGAUAAGCAAAAGCGUUUCCGAUGUGUAUUGGAAAUUAUAAAGCCUGGCGAUAUUAUAUAUUGCAUGGUAACAAAGCCAACAUCGGGUAUGGUGAAACCCUUAUGCUUGGGAGAACCGAUGGUGCGCUAUCUUAGCGAUAUACCUAUCAAGGCCUACCUCAUGAAAGCUGGUUUGGAUAGCAAUGGAAAACCCCGUGCUUUAAAUAAAAACGAUCUAGUACGGUGUGAAGUAUUAGAAAUAUCUGUCGAUGCUGAAAGAGUUUAUUUGAGUUUGGAAAGCAUGCACGAAAAGAAUAAAGAUAUCGCCCUAGGCAUUAUCACAGAAACUGAAUUGCCGAAAUUCUAUCGCCAAAUUGAUGAAAAUAAGUUGGAAACAUUUGAAGAGUACAUGUGCAAAUCCAAGGAAUUUUUAAAUCCUAACUACGACAUGCUUUAUGAAAUCAAUGGCUUAAAUGUAAACGAAACUUAUACUUUUAUGUCAUCGUUAAAGAGCCCGUUUGCACGCGAUGAAUACGCCAAGGAACUUCGACGCACUCAAGCUAGCAAAUGGGCUUUCCGCUCGGUUGCCGAGGGAAUUGAACAUUUUAAAAAUGGAAAUCAUGUGGAAGCUUUCCAGUGUCUCAACAAAGCCUUAACCAUUGAUCCCAGAAAUGUUGAAGGUCUGGUUGCUCGUGGUGCACUUUACGCAAACAAAGGUUCAUUUCUCAAAGCAGUGGAUGAUUUCGAUAAAGCUCUUAAACUCAAUGCUUACCAUGUGAAUGCACGUAAAUAUAUGGGAGAAACAUUGGUAGCGCUGGGACGCCGAUAUGAGGAUGAAAAUAAAAUCAAGGAGGCAACAAAAGCAUACCAGGAUUGCUUAAAUAUAAUACCGAACCAUGAGCAAGCACGUUUAUCGCUUGAGGCAAUACAGCAACGUUCCGGUGCUCAAUAUUUCGAGAAUGCAAUAUGUGUGCCAGGUGAAGAAGAGGAAAUAGAGAAGGAAAAAAUCUCAAUACGUGAAUCAUCAAGUGAUGAGGGAUCAACAAGCAGCAGCGAUAGUGGUUCCGAAACUGAACAUUCGGAUAAGGAUGAUAAUGGAAGAGAGGCAUCUCUUUCACCGCUUAGCAAACGCAUGGCUUUGCAUGUUGCCAGCCUACAAAAGGAGGAGGAAUCGAAGAAAAAGCUAAACCAGCCAUUUUAUAUGACUGCAUAUAACGUGCCGCCUGAUCCUGUUAUGCCUCCAGCACCAGACAUUAAUGAAUUUCGGCUGGAUGAUGAUGAUACGGGCUCACGUGUGCGCAAAUUAUUGCAAGAGGCAUCAAAGCACAAAAAGGAAAAAAAGAAAUCAAAAAAGAAAAAGAGCAAAAAAUCUAAAAAAGUUAAUCGCAAGGAAAAAAAUUCCGUCGAUUUAUUGAACAAUAUUAAUUUUCAAGAAGCAUACAAAGCGAUUAGCAGCAUGAAUAUUGAGAACAAGCUUACCGAAAAUUUAGAAAAGUAUGAAAAAAGUAUCGCAAGUAUUAAGAAACGGCAACAGGAAUUGGUGCAGUCUAUAGAAGCUGGGAUGACAAGAUGCGACCGUUCGGAUAGUCCUCCACCACGUGCACCAUCAAUGCGAAUGGCAAAUCAUCCUUCAUCCAGUUAUGGCGCAUCAUCAUCCUUGUACUCUGUUUACCCAAGCACAUCAGCAGCUGCUUCCACUGCUUCUUCGACGACUUUAAACGAACCUACAAAACUUUCAUUUCAAAUCAAACGUCCUGUUAAGGUGGACAAAUUCGGUUUGUUACGUGUUGCUACACCUUUGGCACAAAAAAGUCCCACACCCCGUUCCCAUUCACGUACUCCAUCAUGUGAACGCUAUCGUCGUAGCCGUAGCCGCGGUCACAGUUAUAGCCGUCGUCGUUCUAAUUCUCGUGACCGAGGUAGUCGCCGCCGUUCACGUGAUGUCCGUAGCCGUCAUCGUUCACGUUCCAUUUCUUAUGGAGGACGUCGCCGUGGUUCUCGUAGCAGACGCUCAUCACAUUCUAGGUCACCAUACCAACGCUCGCGUUCACGACCUUCACGUCAUAGUCGCUCUCGAUCGCGGUCACGUACAGGACGCAAUCGUCGCGAUUCACCUUUUCAUAGGCGUGAGACUAGUCGACAAGGUAGCAGAGAUAGAAGACCUUCACCAUCACGACGGCGCUCAAAUUCACCUAAGUUUGGUAAAUCAAGCUCAAAACGUGGAGGCAGAGGUGCAAGCCGCGGCGCUGCUUUUGGAAAUCGUGUUUGGCGUCGCGAGGAUGCAACAAAAUUUAGUCAGGAUUCGAAUGGCCGUUGGCGUCAUGACAAAUUCGAGGAAUUAAAUGAGGCAAUUAAAACCGAUGAUGGGCCAUCAAUUGAGGAAAUCGAUGAAAUCAUCAACAGAGCGCAAAAGGAGCGUAAACAAGAAAUCAUACAACGCGAUAAGGACAUAUUAAAGAAACCAACAGCCGGACUGUUUUAAGCUCUUAAAAAUAUAUAUGUAUACUAUAUGCAUUCUAAUAAUAUUUGGAAGAAUUUAUAUAUAAAAUCGCUUAUAUAUGUAUGCACAUAUGUACAUAUGAAUAUGCAUAUAGUCACUGAUUCAUGUCAUACCAUUAUCAUCUGUCAUACGGAAA